UCGAUUUUUGUUGUAUACUUUACUCCCGAUAGUGGCGCUGCACAGUUUUUAAUACAAAUUCUGUCGAUGACAAUCCGAUAGCGGUUGUCACAAAUAUUCGUGCUAGGGUCACAGUCACAGCUCAAUAUACAAUGCAUUUAUUCAUGACGCAUACAUGAGUAUUUGUAGCAUGUUCCAAUAAUUUUAAACAAUAUUUUCCUAACAGGACCGUGCCCCAGAAAAUGAAUAAUGCGUAAAGUGUUCAUGCUAAAUAAUUUCAGCGAAAAUGAAGAAAGUCCGAGAUUUUCAGGAGAUAUAAUACAAAAUUUGAGACGCGCAAUUCUUGUCCCACCUGAAUAUAAAACAAAUAUACAACAGGCAUUACAAAACGUUGAUUUCAAAUUUCAUAGAAGAUGCAGUUACACCAAUCUUAUAAGGGAGUGUAAUGUAGCAGAAGGACAGACGUUGCUGAUUUUCUGGGGCUACGGCACCUCUGACAGCGGAAUAACGAUCAUGUCAACUUCCAGCAGUACCUCGAACCUCAUGUCACCGGGAGCGCAGGGCAACCAGCAGUUGCGCUCCACGGGCCAGCAGACGGACAUCACCUGCGGCUACUCCAGCUUCGCCUCGCCAGUGGUAGUGGGCGAGGCGGAGUCGCAGCGCGCGCUACGCGAGCGGCUGGCGGACUCGCUGACGUUCGCCGCGCCGCCCUCCCCCCCGCCUGCGCGCCGCUCCGCCUCCAUCCUGGGCUCCGUAUGCGCUCUGCUGCUUAGGAAACAGGUCGGCACCGAAGAGGCGAGCGUCGCGCGCAGCCGGCAGUCGGGCAGCAUCUGCCGCAUCUGCUUCGGCGGCGCGUCGCGCGAGCGCCUGGCGCGGCCGUGCGCGUGUCGCGGCACCGUGGCCGCCGUGCACCGCUCCUGCCUCGAGCGCUGGCUGCUGCAGGCCGCCACCUCGCACUGCGAGCUGUGCCGCUACCACUACGUCGUCACCAGGACGCACAAAUGGUCGUGGUGGCGCGCGGCGCUGGCGUGGGCGCGAGGCGGGGGCGCGCGCGCGUUGCUGGCGGACGCGAGCCGCGGCGUGGCGCUGGCGGCGGGGGCGCUGCUGGGCACGGCGCGGGCGCUGCGGGCCUGCGACGCGGCGCUGCAGGCGGGCGCACGGCGCGGCGGCCUGCCCGCGCUCGCCGCCAACGUCUUCUCCUCGCUCCUCAUAGGACUCGUCGGCGCGCUGAACGGUCUGCUGACGACGUGGAUGCUGCUGAAGGUGCAGGAGCACCAGGCGGCGUGGCGCGCGUGGCGCGACAGCACGCUGCACGUGCACGUGGCGCUGCCCGACGCCACGCCCGCGCCCUCGCGCCCGCUCUCCACGCGCGCCUCGCACGUCUCCGCCGACGUCUCGCGCGCGCCCACGCCCGCGCUCUCGCCCGCGCUCUCGCAGGCGUCGUCUGCGGCCACCCCGCCCCCCGCCCGCAGCCACACCGCCCCGCCGCUGCCGCUCGACGCCCCCAUGUAA
This is a messenger RNA of Papilio machaon (common yellow swallowtail), 1491 nucleotides long. RefSeq lists its product as uncharacterized. Gene Ontology annotation, molecular function: zinc ion binding; ubiquitin-protein transferase activity. Gene Ontology annotation, biological process: protein ubiquitination. The record is from RefSeq and is a predicted model, not a curated record. NCBI's taxonomy places the organism in Eukaryota, Metazoa, Arthropoda, Insecta, Lepidoptera, Papilionidae. The transcript has 7 exons. The coding region runs from base 229 to 1491 and encodes 420 amino acids.